This is a messenger RNA of Cercocebus atys (sooty mangabey), 2805 nucleotides long. RefSeq names its product lactate dehydrogenase D (gene LDHD). Lineage: Eukaryota; Metazoa; Chordata; Mammalia; Primates; Cercopithecidae. The record is from RefSeq and is a predicted model, not a curated record. Gene Ontology annotation, biological process: lactate catabolic process. Gene Ontology annotation, cellular component: mitochondrion. Gene Ontology annotation, molecular function: D-lactate dehydrogenase (NAD+) activity; D-lactate dehydrogenase (cytochrome) activity; FAD binding. The transcript has 11 exons. Bases 487 to 1890 code for a protein of 467 amino acids.
AGGUUGGAAUUUGGUAUCUUAUUGCUACAAAGAGUGUUUUGUGUCUUAAGAUCCGAAUGCCUUAAGAUCUCUGUUUUAAUGUUAAUGCUACUCAGUUGUGUCUGAAUUCUAAAGGGAGGAGGGGGAUAAUGAGGCAUGUCCUAAACCGCUUCCCAUCACAGCCUGAAUUAAUUUUUCAGGUUUACUUUGGAAUGCCCUUGGCUGAGAGGAAAGUCCAUUCGGUCAGUUGGGAGGCUUAGAAUUUUAUUUUUGCCUUACAGUUUCCCUAAACGUCCAGUGAACCUCACUUCUCCUUUAGAAGUGUCAUCCCUGGCGCCCACGAAAAUGUCUGCAAGAUCUGCAAGGGCCACCUUAAAGCCCAUGCCACCUUAAGCGGGCCCCACCCCCGGCCUAGCCAAUGGGCUGACAGCAGCCGCAGCUGCUGCCACAGUAGCUGACUGGUCACCCUGCCACCCAGCGCUCACACCCUCUGGCAGGUGCCUGGCUAUGGCCCGACUGCUCCGGGCUGCAACCUGGGGGCUGUUCCCCUGGAGGGGCUACUGCUCCCAGAAGGCAAAGGGCGAGCUCUGCAGGGACUUCGUAGAGGCUCUGAAGGCCGUGGUGGGCGGCUCCCACGUGUCCACUGCCACGGUGGUCCGAGAGCAGCACGGGAGCGAUGAGUCGGUGCACAGGUGCGAACCUCCCGAUGCUGUGGUGUGGCCCCAGAACGUGGAGCAGGUCAGCCGGCUGGCAGCCCUGUGCUACCGCCAAGGUGUGCCCAUUAUCCCAUUCGGCACCGGCACCGGGCUUGAGGGUGGCGUCUGCGCUGUGCAGGGCGGCGUCUGCAUUAACCUGACGCAUAUGGACCGAAUCCUGGAGCUGAACCUGGAGGACUUCUCUGUGGUGGUGGAGCCGGGCGUCACCCGCAAAGCUCUCAACCUCCACCUGCGGGAUAGCGGCCUCUGGUUUCCCGUGGACCCAGGUGCGGACGCCUCUCUCUGUGGCAUGGCGGCCACCGGGGCGUCGGGCACCAACGCGGUCCGCUACGGCACCAUGCGGGACAACGUGCUCAACCUGGAGGUGGUGCUGCCCGACGGGCGGCUGCUGCACACGGCGGGCCAAGGCCGGCAUUUCCGCUUGGGCUUCUGGCCAGAAAUCCCUCAUCACACAGCCUGGUACUCACCUUGCGUGUCCCUGGGACCUAGGAAGAGUGCAGCCGGCUACAACCUCACUGGGCUGUUCGUGGGCUCUGAGGGGACGCUGGGCCUCAUCACAGCCACCACCCUGCGCCUGCACCCUGUCCCUGAGGCCAUAGUGGCCGCCACGUGUGCGUUCCCCAGUGUCCAGGCUGCUGUGGACAGCACUGUACACAUCCUCCAGGCUGCAGUGCCCGUAGCCCGCAUUGAGUUCCUGGAUGAAGUCAUGAUGGAUGCCUGCAACAGGUACAGCAAGCUGAACUGCUCAGUGGCACCCACACUCUUCCUGGAGUUCCAUGGCUCCCAGCAGGCACUGGAGGAGCAGCUGCAACGCACAGAGGAGAUAGUCCAGCAGAACGGAGCCUCUGACUUCUCCUGGGCCAAGGCGGCCGAGGAGCGCAGCCAGCUUUGGACAGCACGGCACAGUGCCUGGUACGCAGCCCUGGCCAUGCGGCCAGGCUGCAAGGGCUACUCCACGGACGUGUGUGUGCCCAUCUCCCGGCUGCCGGAGAUCCUGGUGCAGACCAAGGAGGAUCUGAACGCCUCGGGACUCACAGGAAGCAUUGUCGGGCAUGUGGGUGACGGCAACUUCCACUGCAUCCUGCUGGUCAACCCUGAUGACGCUGAGGAACUGGGCAGGGUCAAGGCUUUUGCAGAACAGCUGGGCAGGUCUGUCCACCCGAGGCCCUGUCUUGGGCCAGAGCCUCAGUCUUGAGAUGUUGGCAGCUGUUCUCCCUAAGCCCACAGGAGGGCGCCCGACAUCAUGAAGCUCAGAUACCACGCGGCAUCUGCUCCACGCAGCUGCGGCUCAGGACUCACUUCUGCCCCGGGCCUGCAGCUCUCAGCCCUGGGCAAACCUCCUCCUAGGGUCAGGGAAGGCCUGGCAGCCCAGAAGCCAAGCUAAGUCCUCCACCCCCGCAGAUCCCAGGAACCUGUAGUGCUGUCUCAUCUUCCUCGCCCCUCUAGUCUUCCGUCCCUUUUGGAAAGGGGCAUGCCACACCCCAUGCCCUCCCUGGCCUCCACCCCUCUCCUCCUCCCAUCAGCUGUUCAGUGCUCAGGCAGGCUGCUAGGCCUUAGGCAGAGGCAGCUGCACUGAGACGCCUCAGUCCAACUUCAGUGCUUGGAACCCCCCCGCUCCAUGCUAACAUUGGGCUCCCGCCGACAGCGGUGACACCGACCUGAGCCUGGAGGCCACUCUGUGACGUUUCUGUCCCGUGCUGCCCUGGUGGGGAGCAGAGACCGUGCCAAGGGCUGAUUGGUGACAAAUCUCAGCCCUCUCCCCAAACCACCCCAGCACACGUGUGCUCAUCACCGAGACAGCCCUCUCGCCCCUCCCCUUCCAGCCAGCCAGCCACCCCCCCACUCCUCCAGGUGGGAAUCCUGCAGCAGCUGGAUAGGACUCUUCUUUGAUGCGCCCUCCAGCGCCUGGCAACUAGGAGGCGCUCAGCAAAUGACCAUUUCCCACAAUCUUUUAUUAAGAAAAAUUCCAAACAUACAGAAAAGUUGAAAGAACAAGUACACUGUUCACUGAAAUACCAGCCACUGCAGAUUCAACAAUGAACAUUUUGGCCUUAUUUGCUUUGUGUAUUUUGGGGGGAACCAUUUGGAAUUAAACUACACAUUUCUUGAA